This is a messenger RNA of Nomia melanderi (Alkali bee), 2342 nucleotides long. RefSeq names its product Methyl methanesulfonate sensitivity 4 (gene mms4). Gene Ontology annotation, biological process: double-strand break repair; resolution of meiotic recombination intermediates; mitotic intra-S DNA damage checkpoint signaling. Gene Ontology annotation, cellular component: nucleus; Holliday junction resolvase complex. Gene Ontology annotation, molecular function: crossover junction DNA endonuclease activity. The record is from RefSeq and is a predicted model, not a curated record. NCBI's taxonomy places the organism in Eukaryota, Metazoa, Arthropoda, Insecta, Hymenoptera, Halictidae.
ACGAAUGUUAGAGCGAUGCUUGCUGGAUACGAGCACGGUGCAACGUUGAAAACAAUAGUUGUCAACCCCACGUUUGCCUCUCUAGAAGCGCUGUGGAGAACGGCAUUCCCAUCUCCAAUGCGAGACUCCGUGACGCAGACCGCAGCGCCAUGCGUACGUGGCCGUUCCGUCAAUAAUCGACUUUUUUGAAUUUCCACAACUUAUGAUUUAAUAACAUUUCUUCGACCUAUAUAUUAAUAACGAUACCGAUUCAAUUACGAUGCUGAUGAAAAUGAAAUAUUACAGGGAACGUUCAGCUGUAAAUAAGCAGAAUGUUUUUUAACAUAUUUUUCAUUGUUGUGGCGUAAUAAAAAUAUUCAUGCACGUGUAGGCGAAAACAAGGAUACACCUUCACACCUAAUUUUCAAAAUGAAACUUUUAAAGAAAUUAUUUUCGAACUUUUAUUAUUACAUCUUGUACGUAUUUAUUUUGUAGACUUACGAGUAGCUGAAAUACAUAAUAUUUACAAUAAUCUUAUCGUAUUUAGUGAGUAUAUAUUCGGUAUAAGCGUUUGUGCGUCUAUAACGUACUUGUACAUAACUGCUUUCUCAAAUUCAAAUUCUUCUGCUACAAUUUGAAAUAUAAACGUUUACGAAUAAGAAUGCCUCGUUUAUAUAGAACUGAAUCAGAUUUAUUAUGAAUAUAUUUCAACAAAAUGACAGACGUUGUUGUGCUGAGUGAUUCCGAUGAAUCUGUUCUAUCCGCUAAAAAUGUUGGCCUUACGAAUGUUGACAAGGAGAAGAAAAGGAAAUUAUCAUUUCAAAAUGAUGUUCAAUGUUUUGAUUCUGACUUGGACGAGUUCGAAUUCCCUGAAGUACACUUUUAUCAUACUAGUACUGCAAACAAAUUGUCUGAGUCGCAAGAUCAUGUUAAUAAAAACAAUGCAUAUAAUGUUACUCCUUGUAAAUCACAGAAUGUAUGUUCAUCGUCAUCUGCAACUAGCACUGGCACAAAAUCAAAGAGACAUAAAACAACUUCAGGCAGCAUGUCGGAUUCUUCUGAUUCUGUAAAAGAAUUUCAAUACGAGGAGGAUAAAGGAAAGAAAGGGAGAAAAGGUGCUAAAACAGUAAAUAAGAAAACUAAAAGUCAGUUGACAGAAGAGAGAUUGAGAAGACAGGAACAAUUGAAGAGAAGCAAGGCACUGAAAGCCAUUGCAUACAAAAAAUCAAAAAAUAUUAAACCCGGUGAAUGUAUGAAAUUCAUACGAGUGGUUUUUGAUAAAGGCAUUGAAGAUUUUCACUGUAAAAAUGAGAUUUUAACUGCGAUACUUGAGGCUGAUGCACAAUAUAGUAUUAGCAAUGAACUAAUCCCAAAUAGUAUUUCAUGGAAAAGAAAUGUUGAAAAUAGUUACAUUAACGAAGCUAAUGAAAUAUGUACAGUAACAGACGUUGAGCAAGUUCAUCAAAUGUUAAUUAUUUGGACAUGGAAUGAAACAGUUGACAAAGUAGCAGAUGGUAGUUUUUGUACAACUAUAUCCAGUAUCAAAGCCUCACUAUCAGAUUAUAAUAUAAUUUUAGUUAUUUUUGGUAUAGAAGAUUAUUUUACAUAUAAAAAGCAAUCAAAGAAUUCAGAUAGAAAUGGAGGAAAGAAUAAAACAAAGAAAACAAAUAAAAGUAAUUGUGAGUUUAAGAAUUACCCAGAAAUUUCAAGACAACAGCUUGAAUUGUGCCUUAAUGAAGUACAAAUUACUACUAAAUGUAGCAGUAGAUUAGUAAAUAGUUCUAAAGACUUAGCAUUAAUGAUAUAUCAAUGUACCAAAGCCAUAGCAGAGAUCCCAUAUAAGAUGGAAAAAAAUAAAACUGUAACAAAUAAAUUUGACUGGUAUGUAAUGGGGGAUAAUAGAAACACAGUACGUGUGGAUAAAGAUGGAAAUGGAUUGAAAAGAUUAUGGCAACAACAGCUUUGUCAAUUCAAUUUAAGUAGUCUUGAAACUGCAGAAGCAAUAUGUUCUGUAUAUAGAUGCCCUGCUGAUUUGAUAGAAGCCUAUAAGCGUUGCUCACAAAAUGAAGGACUCAACUUAUUAAAAGAUAUUCCGAUUAGAAGAGCAGCUGGGCCUCUUAUAACAACUCGUAAAGUUGGCCCUGAAUUAAGUAAAAAGAUGUACAUAAUGUUCACAUCUGAAGAUGGAGAAACUUUACUAAGUUAAGUAUAUUUAUAUAAUAAUUGUAGUAAACAAAUGAAUGCUAUUAAUCUGUUUCUACUACUCUUCCAUUGGUUAAAUUAUAUAAAUAAUUGAAUGUAAAAAUUGUAAUAAAAUUAUACAUUUUAUAUAACUUCCUGCUUAUUCUAGAAUUAUUCAAAAA